AUGCCUGAACGACCACGAUUUGACGUGCCGGACGGCAAAGCCGCCAAAGUCAGCAUUAUCGACUCCAGCUUGAGACUGUCGGGUAUGCCGCUCACUCAUCUUAUGAAACCUGCGAUGAAGGGCCUCGAUGCGAUGCCAACACUUACAACAUGGUCGUUUCUUAUUGAAAGCUCUUCUGGGAAGAAAGCACUGUUUGAUCUGGGCGUUUCGAAGGAGCCGUUGAAGAAUUUCUCGCCAAAGUACGCUGAUACGAUAAGAAGAAACCCAAAUUGGGACGUGGAUGUUCCAAAGAAUGUUGCAGAUAUUCUGGCUGAGAAUAACGUGCAGCCGUCAGAGAUUGACAGCGUGAUAUGGAGUCAUCAUCAUUUUGAUCAUAUCGGAGAUAUCACAACCUUUCCAGGGUCAACGGAACUCAUCGUUGGACCAGGGUUCAAGGAAGCUUUUUUACCCGGUUAUCCCGCUGACCCUGACUCUCCCUUGCGUGAAGCAGACUUCGAUGGCAGAGAACUGAGAGAGAUCGACUUUGAACCCAAGUCCCUUUUGAUUGGACCAUUUCGUGCCUUUGACUUCUUCGGCGAUGGUUCAUUCUAUCUUCUUGAGACGCCAGGCCAUGAUAUUGGGCACUUAGCAGGUCUUGCUCGUACAACAACCGGUCCCGAUACGUUCAUCUUCAUGGGCGGUGAUCUAUGCCAUCACGGAGGAGAGUUACGUCCAUCGAAGUAUCUUCCAUACCCAUCAAAUCUCUCCCAGCAUCUAUCGCUCUCAGAUUCUCUCCGUCUUCACCUCUCACAAUGCCCUGGCAGUGCACUUGACGAUAUGAACGUCGAGCGUGGACGAGCCGCUGGUGAACCGUUUUUUGACCCAGCGAUUGGGUUUGAUAAGGAACUCGCGAUAAAGACGAUUAAAGAGGCGCAGACAGCAAAUGCACAAGACAACGUCUUCUUCGUCUUUGCACACGACACCACCAUGUUUGGUGUUAUCGAUAUGUUCCCGGAGCAAGCAAAUGAUUGGAAGCAGAAGGGCUGGAAGGAGAAGACUCUCUGGAAGUUUUUGAAGCGGCGCUGA
This is a messenger RNA of Fusarium subglutinans, 1065 nucleotides long. RefSeq names its product n-acyl homoserine lactonase. The transcript has 3 exons. Lineage: Eukaryota; Fungi; Ascomycota; Sordariomycetes; Hypocreales; Nectriaceae. The coding region runs from base 1 to 1065 and encodes 354 amino acids. The record is from RefSeq and is a predicted model, not a curated record.